AUGCUUGCUUUUCCACCUUUUGGCACCAAUUCCUCAACAUUUCUCCUAGCAGGCUUCCCUGGCCUGGAACAGGAAUACCCUUGGCUCUCCAUCCCUUUCUCCUGUAUCUAUGCUAUGGUACUCUCAGGGAACUGCCUGGUGCUGCACGUGAUUUGGACAGAGCAGAGCCUGCAUCAGCCCAUGUUCUACUUCCUGGCCAUGCUGGCCUUCACUGACCUAUGCAUGGGGCUGUCCACAGUGCGGACAGUGCUGGGGAUCUUGUGGGGACUCAGUCAGGAAGUCAGCCUGGAUGCCUGCAUUGCCCAAACUUACUUCAUUCAUGGUCUGUCUCUCACAGAGUCUGGAGUCCUUCUGGCCAUGGCUUUUGAUCGCUUUACAACAAUCUGUAAUCUUCUGAGGUAUACGUCCAUACUAACCAGUGCCAGAAUCAUUAAGAUUGGGCUGGGAAUUUUGGUUAGGAGUUUUGCAUUCAUCCUUGCUCCCAUAAUCCGCCUCAAGUUUUUCCACUAUUGCCGUUCCCACAUCCUCUCCCACUCUUUCUGCCUGCACCAGGACCUGCUUCGGCUCGCCUGCUCUGACAUCCGCUUCAACAGCUUCUAUGCCCUGGCUCUGGUGAUCUGCACACUGUUUUUGGAUGCAGUGCUCAUUCUGGUCUCCUACAUCUUGAUCCUGCACUCAGUAUUGACUAUUGCAUCCCAGGAGGAGCGAUUCAAGUCCUUGCAGACCUGUGUCUCCCACAUCUGUGCAGUUCUAGUUUUCUAUAUCCCAAUCAUUGGUCUGACUAUGGUGCACCGUUUUGGUAAACACCUCUCUCCUGUGGUCCAUGUCCUCAUGGGCAACACCUACAUCAUCUUCCCACCCCUGAUGACCCUAUCAUCUACAGUGUGA
Enhydra lutris kenyoni (northern sea otter) is the source of this 888-nucleotide messenger RNA. Its product is annotated as olfactory receptor 51V1-like. The coding region runs from base 1 to 888 and encodes 295 amino acids. Gene Ontology annotation, biological process: G protein-coupled receptor signaling pathway. Lineage: Eukaryota; Metazoa; Chordata; Mammalia; Carnivora; Mustelidae. The record is from RefSeq and is a predicted model, not a curated record. The transcript has a single exon. Gene Ontology annotation, cellular component: membrane. Gene Ontology annotation, molecular function: olfactory receptor activity; G protein-coupled receptor activity.